Messenger RNA from Phragmites australis (common reed), 1050 nucleotides. Its product is annotated as PRA1 family protein B2-like. Gene Ontology annotation, biological process: vesicle-mediated transport. The record is from RefSeq and is a predicted model, not a curated record. Bases 49 to 714 code for a protein of 221 amino acids. Gene Ontology annotation, cellular component: endoplasmic reticulum; Golgi apparatus. The transcript has a single exon. NCBI's taxonomy places the organism in Eukaryota, Viridiplantae, Streptophyta, Magnoliopsida, Poales, Poaceae.
UCUCCAAGAGGCAUCACCGCAAGAGCAACAAGUUUUCCCCAAUUCGCCAUGGCCUCCGCACCGACACCGCCGCCGCUCCUCCCGGUCAUCAACCCCGCGACUGCCGGCUCGUCCCCGGCCACCGCCGGCGGAGGGAGCGGAUCCGACGCGCCGAUCGCCACGCCGGCCUUCCGGCUCUUCCUGAGCAGGCUCUCCGAGUCGGCGCGGCGCUCGCUGUCCGACCGGCGGCCGUGGGGGGAGCUGCUGGACCGUUCGGCGUUCUCGAAGCCGGACUCCCUCUCCGACGCCACCUCCCGCCUGCGCCGCAACCUCGCCUACUUCCGCGUCAACUACGCCGCCGUGGUGGCCUUCGCGCUCGGGGCGUCGCUCCUGGCGCACCCCUUCUCGCUCCUCAUCCUCCUGGGUCUCCUCGCCGCCUGGUGCUUCCUCUACCUCUUCCGCGCCUCCGACCAGCCCGUCGUGCUAUUCGGCCGCACCUUCUCCGACCGCGAGGCCCUGCUGGGCCUCGUCGGCGCGUCGUUCGUCCUGCUCUUCUUCACGUCCGUCGCGUCGCUCAUCAUCUCCGGGCUGCUCGUGGGCGGGGCCGCCGUUGCGGCGCACGGCGCGUUCCGCGUGCCCGAGGACCUCUUCCUCGACGAACCCAACGCGGCUCCCGGCAACAGCGCUACCCAAGGGCUGCUAUCCUUCCUCGGGGCACCCGGAUCUGGGGUUUGAGGCAGCGGGCGGCAAGAUCUGGUAGGGUUCUUCGGUUCGAGAAGUUCCUUUUAAGCUGGAAAUUGUGAGGGUCUAGUCUUGUAGCGGUAGCCUAUUGCUUCCCCUGUUCCCCCUUGUGACCUACAGAUCUACUGGCUUCGUGUUGGUUUCGAUUGAUGCGCCGACAUUUGCAAAGUUCAGUAGAAUUAUCUCGCAGAGUUUUACGCUAUGGUGGGUUUAGUGCUAAGUACUCAAGUAAUUUGGAUCUGUGAGUUCGAAUUAUCAAUAUAGAUAAUGCGUUCUUUGUAGUAUCGAGACAGUAAUAUGCUUCACUUGUUCUUUGAUUUCCUUGUGACA